This is a messenger RNA of Nicotiana tabacum (common tobacco), 1677 nucleotides long. Its product is annotated as gibberellin 2-beta-dioxygenase 2. The record is from RefSeq and is a predicted model, not a curated record. Lineage: Eukaryota; Viridiplantae; Streptophyta; Magnoliopsida; Solanales; Solanaceae.
UUAGAGCAAUAGAGCAUUCUAUAUCAACUCUUCCAUUAUAUCACUCUUCAAAGUCAUAUACUUAUCCAAAGGCAACUUAUUAAGCUUAUAAUACCACACUUUAAUUCUAGCCAUCAUCUUUUCUCUUCCUAUAAAAAAAAAAAAAUGGUAGUGGCGACUCCAAAUACACUGAGGCGUGGUAACAAAAAACCCACACCUUUCGGGAUUCCAACAAUUGAUUUGUCUGAGGAGAAGUCCAAGGCGUCUGAGAUGAUAGUGAAAGCAUGCGAAGAUUACGGUUUUUUCAAGGUAACAAACCACGGUGUUCACAAGAAGGUAAUUGCAAGAAUGGAAAGGGAAGCCGUGGACUUCUUUUCACGUCCGGUUUCUCAGAAGCGACGUGCUGGACCUGCAACUCCGUUUGGAUAUGGUUGCAAAAAUAUUGGCUUCAAUGGCGAUAAAGGUGAUCUCGAGUAUAUUCUCUUGGAAGCCAAUCCUCUUUCGCUUUCUCAACGCUCCAAAACCAUCUCUAAAGACCCUUAUACCUUCAGCUGCGUGGCAAACGAUUACGUAAGUGCAGUUAAGAAUCUGGCUUGCGACAUUCUUGAAUUGGUGGCGGAAGGUUUAAGGAUCCAAGACAAGUCUAUUUUUAGCAAACUCAUAAGUGAUUCCCAGAAUGACUCUUGCUUCAGGAUCAAUCACUAUCCACCACUCACUGCACCUAAUCAUCAACAAGAAUUCAAUCAUAAUUGGGACCCAUCACCAGUAGAAGAAGAUCGACGACUCCACAUCUCUCCUCUCCCUACCGUUGGAUCAAAAUCAAGAAUUGGAUUUGGAGAGCAUACUGACCCUCAGAUAUUGACCAUCCUUCGAUCAAAUGACGUUAAUGGCCUUCAAAUCUGUUCCCAUGACGGUUUCUGGAUCCCCGUUCCUCCGGACCCCAAUGAGUUCUUUGUUUUCGUCGGGGACUCCUUUCAGGCUUUGACGAAUGGAAGAUUUACAAGCGUGAGGCAUAGGGUGGUGGCGAUGAAUUCAUGGAAGACGAGAAUGUCAAUGAUGUAUUUUGCGGCUCCUGCACUUGACGCUUGGAUAAGUGCUCCUCCUCAAAUCAAGAAUAAGAGUAUUAUCCCUACAAAUAAUAGUAAUAUCUACAGGCCUUUCACGUGGGGUCAGUUCAAACAGAUUGUAUAUUCCUUGCGUCUUGCUGAUAGUCGUCUCGAUCAUUUCAAGAAUCACACCCAAUGACAAUCCUCCUUGUCCCGCUCAAGUUUUUUUUAAGGUGACUGGUUUUAGAUAAAAAAGUCUUACGUCGGGUUAAAUGCUUUCUAACAAAGGCGAUUCUAUACUUAAAUUUUAAACUCGAGAUCUUUAAUUAAGGAUGACGGAGUAAUUACUACUUUAUAUACCACAAUUCUUGUUGGUCUCGCCUGCUAGCUCUAGAUAUAAUUCCCAAUAGAAUGCUAACUCGCUUUGUCAUGAUUUUUUUUUUCUUCUUUGUUUUUGCUUAUUAACUUUUAUAUUUGCUCUCCAGGAGUACCUAGCUAUUGCGUACUUCAAUGUGAGGAAAAGUCUUUUAGAGGGUUAGGAGGUAUUUGUAGUAAUUUUUAGAUGGUGUAUUAGUGUAAAAAAUCUUUUGCGCUUUGUCAAUGUAUAAAAGUUAUAUUAUUUUCUUAUCAUACCUUUGUUCUACCCGCGGUC